Dibothriocephalus latus is the source of this 945-nucleotide messenger RNA. Lineage: Eukaryota; Metazoa; Platyhelminthes; Cestoda; Diphyllobothriidea; Diphyllobothriidae. The record is from the annotation of a GenBank genome assembly.
AUGGACUUGAUGUUGCCUGAUUAUGAGUUUUUUGGGGAGUGGGUGAUAGAGGUAUAUCCAGAUUGUGAUGAUGAUUUCUAUUCAGAACUGCCGGUACCAAGAGAUUUCACAGCGUCGGUUCUGAAUUGCAAAACUAUCCAUCUGGCCUGGAAGACACCGAAUAUCUCGGAGCCGUGGGCACAGCAGUAUCUGCUCACCGUCUUCAAUCAGACCUUCACCAAGAGUUAUAAGCUGCAGACGACAGAGGAAACAAUAACCAGCCUGCAGCCCUCUUCCAUUUACAAUUUCACUCUCCAGGCUCUUGAGAAAAGUGGCAAACCUUUCCCCGCUAAAGCAAUCAUUACCGCUCAAAUACCAGCCUGUGACGUGCCUGUGCCAAGGGACUUGAAGGCUUCGAUUGUGAAUACCUCAACCAUUCGCGUCACUUGGUUGCCUCCAAAGGAUACAAGUCAAUGCCGAAACCAGUACGAGGUCAUCGUCCGCAAUGCAACUUAUCAGGACAAGGUUACGGUGACGAAGCCGGAAUUCAUACUACCCAACAUUAAUCCCAUUUCAGUUUACAAUUUCACCGUCCAUGCUACUGAUACGAAUGGCACUCCUCUCCCCGCUUCAGCCUCCAUUACCGUUAAAAUGACAGUCAGUGACAUGCCGGUGCCAAGAAACCUGACUGCGUCGGUUGUGGAUUCCAAAAACAUCCGUGUGACCUGGUUGCCUCCAGUUGAUACAAGUAAGUGUGGGGACCAGUACCUGGUCAUCGUCUGCAAUGCAACCUAUCGCGCUCAGGUUACGGUAACGAAGACAGAAUACCUACUGACAAACCCGAAUCCAUCCUCCGUUUACACUAUCACUGUACACACUACUGACAAGAAGGACAUGCCUUUCUCUGCUUCCGCAUCCAUUUCCGUGCAAAUCCGGGCAACCAGUGUAAUGUCACCUAACAGGUAG